Molecule: messenger RNA, 3220 nt
Organism: Oryza sativa Japonica Group (Japanese rice)
Lineage: Eukaryota; Viridiplantae; Streptophyta; Magnoliopsida; Poales; Poaceae
Source: RefSeq, a predicted model, not a curated record
UAAUUUCCCCUCUCCUUUAUUUUUUUUCCCACCCCCCACUGAUUUCCUCCCUUUUUUCUUAACAUAUAUUAUAUUAAACGAGGCGACUAAUUCUUCGCCGUAGAAAUCACAAUUCCGAAGCAGAAACAAACAGCGACGCCAUCGCGUCGCGUCAUUCUUCCAAUCGAGAACUCUUCUCCGGAUUUCCUGGUUUUUUUUUCUUCUUCUUCGUCGUCGUCGCCCCCCCUCCUCUUCGAUUCGUCCGUUUCCCAAGAGCACAAUGGAAAUCGUAGGUUUUAGGAACAGGAAUUCGUAUUAGCGAGUGGUAAUUGCUGCCGGUUGGUGGAUAAUCCCAUUUCGAUGGCUCGAUCGGCGGUUUAAUUUGCGAAUUCGAAAAAUUGUGGUGAAUUUCUCGUGGACUCCGGCGCGGCAAGGGUGGAGGAAGGCGUGGACCGCGCGCGAUGCAGUACCACCAGCACCGGAGCAGGCUGCCGCCGCCGCCGCCGCCGCCGCCGUUCGGGCGCGGCGGGGGUGGCGCCGGGUACCCCCGCGGACACAAGCAGCUGUACGCGCCUCCGCCUCCGCCGCCGCCGCAGCAUCAGCAGCAGCGAAGGUACGAAGUGCUCAUGGAGGCCGGCCGCCUCGCGGCCGAGUACCUGGUGGCCAAGGGCGUGCUCCCGCCGUCCUCCUUGCAGCGCGGCGUCGGGGCGUGGGGCGCUCCUUCUCCUCCUCCUCCUCCUGCUGCGGCGGGGGCGGCGCCGCACCCGCCGCAGCAGCAGCGGGAGGACCCGGCGUUCUAUGGCCGGAGAAGGUAUGAUGAUGAGUAUAGCAACAACUCUAGCGCCCGGCCUAGGAGGAACAGUAGCAACAGUAGCAGCAGCAGCAGCAGCAGAGAUGAUUACAGUGGUGGUAGCUACAAUGGGAGAGGCAAGAGGAAGUAUGGGGAUUACAGGAGAGGGUAUUCGGAUUGGGGGAGGGAUAGGGAGAAGGAGAGAGGGAGGCCGGGUUCGAAUGGCCGCCGCUAUGAGGAGAAUGACGAUGAGGAUGGGGCUCCUGGUUUCCGGAGGGAGCGGAGGGGCAGUGGAGGGAAUGAUGAUGCGAGGAGUAGCGUUGCCGACGUGUAUAGGGAGGCAACACCAUUGAUGAGGAAGGAACUAGGGGAUUUGGAAAUGAAUGGUACUGAGUCGAGGGCCGCGAAUCCCAGUGGUGAAGUUAAGGAAGCUGAUGCUCCGCAGAUGGUGCAGAGUGAAGAGAAUGAGGAAGGUGAGAUGGAGGAGGAUGGCAUGGUGUUGAAUUCGGAACCAGAGGUUGUGGAGCUAAGGAUGGACACAAAUGAUGAUGUUAAUAAUGCUUCUGUUGGUGUUGAUAUGGAGACAGAGUUGCAGCGUUCGCCCAAUGGUAACGUUCCAGGUGAGAAAGCCGAAGAUGACGACAAAGUUUUGGUUGAGUCUGCUUUGGACAGUAUUGCUUUGGAUGAUGAGGUGGCAAAUACGGAAAAUAACUUGCACGGUGAUGAGAGGAAUUUGCUUAAAUACUGUGAAUAUGCAAAAGCUCCAACUAAGCGCAGGUCAUCACGUCCACAAAGGAAUGCAGCAUCUGUCCAAAUAGAACCAGCAGUAUCUGAAACAACCGAUCAGAUUUCUAUUGGAGAAGCUUCCCAGAUAGUACCUGGUGAAGUUGCAAAUGAGAUCUCAGUGACCAACCUCAAGUCAGAAAAUAGAGAAGAUCAAAUCUACCGAGAAAACACUGACUUUAGCACUUCCUGCAAUGGUACAUUGGAGCCAAUUCUUCUUGAAGAAAACAAUGAGUCAGCUGCGACUGGAAAUAUAAUAGAAGAAAAGAAUGAUGUACAGCUCCAUGUGGUCAAGGAACCAGAGGAAGAAGUAAAUGUAUCUGCAUUCGCGCCUUCUCACAAGGAUAGCUUGAUGCAAGAAACUGACUUAUCUCCAUCAACGGCUUCUCACAAGGAUAGCUUGCUUGAGGGUAACUUACCCCUGUUGACAGAUUCUCACAAUAGCUUGAUUGAGGAAACUGGACCUCCAUUGACACAUUCCCAUGAGGAUAGCAUGGUUGAAGAAACCAAUCUCUCGUCCUUGACAACUUCUCACAAGGGCAACUUGAAACAGGAAACGGACUUAUCUCAGACAAUAUCUUCUCAUGAGAAUAACUUGAAAUUGCAAUUUAAGGAAAGUUGUGGCAUUGAUAUGCUGCCACAAGAUGUAGACUUGAUUGAAUUGUCUGGUCAACGGAAAAGUGUUGGUGGUGAACUAUUUUCCAAUGUUGGAGCUGAAGCUGCCUCCAAAAUGGAAGAUGAAAAUCUAGAGCAACCAAAUCCAUUUAAAAUAUGCGAUCAGAACUUGAUUGGUAGUUCUGAGGUUUCUGUGAUACAUAAUAAUCCUGGUUUGGCCCAAUGCUCUACAGAAGGAUCUUGCACAGAGUCACAGAAAAACCAGCAUCAAGAUUUUGUAACCACUUCAGGUGAUAUUGCUGGUAGUACAAAUAAUAUGUGCCAACUUCCAUUAGAUAAUAAGGGUGUCCAAGUAAUUGAUAUAGAAGAUGACACACCAAUUGAAGUUGGUGGCUUUGAUUCUUCAAAAGCAAAGAGCGACAUGAUAUGCUCUAACAUGGAUAACAUGAUGGGCCCUGUUGUACACAGUGGUGAUCUUCCUGGUAUUCAAGAUGGUUACAAUCUUGCAAUUUCUGAUUAUCUUGGUGGUGAUAUACCAUGCUACCCAUCAAUGCAAUCAGAUCUUCAUGGUGGUAUAGGUGCUAAUGAUUCUGAGGGUAUCACUGUCAUGGAUGAUCCAAUAUAUGGGUCUCUCACUGAUAUUGGUUUCAUGGAUGUCUGGGGGCAGCCAACACAGGAUGACUACGAGAAGUUCUUCUAGUCCGCUGCCCAAAGAAGGCUGAGAUUGUUGAGGAACUUUACAAAUAAACCUGAGUAAUCGGUAGCUUAGGCGAGAAUAAGUAAAGUAGAUUGUGCCCUCGUCUCAAAGAAAAUGCUGUAUCGGUCUUAGUUUAGCGUUGGUACUCAGGUUGUUGGGGGUGAAUGGUGGUUGUUUAAUCAGAGGUGUAGUAGAAGACAUGUGUAAGGCCAAACAGCCGGACAGCACAGGAUGGAUAGCUUUUUUCUUGUUUCCCUUUUUGAUAUGUUGGUGUUCUGUUCUGUAGAAUGAUUCCGUUUGGAUCAGUGUAUGCUAGUUCCUACAGGCAAAUGCUGCGUCUGGAUCUAAUGGGUUUU